Molecule: messenger RNA, 715 nt
Organism: Tripterygium wilfordii
Lineage: Eukaryota; Viridiplantae; Streptophyta; Magnoliopsida; Celastrales; Celastraceae
Exons: 3
Coding region: 176-475 (99 amino acids)
Biological process (GO): translation
Cellular component (GO): ribosome
Molecular function (GO): structural constituent of ribosome
Source: RefSeq, a predicted model, not a curated record
UGGGCCCAUCUCCUUUCAAAUAUUGGGCUUGUCUCUGUUGCUCGCUAGGGCUUGGUCAGCCCUUAUGCUCGUUUGCUGCUAACUACUCUGCCAACUGGUGUUGUCUACGAAUCGAUUCAAUUUCUUCUGCAUAGCUGCCUUCACCUCCUCCGUUACAGCUAGCUAUUCAGUAGAGAUGAAGGUGCGAGCAUCGGUGAAGAAGAUGUGUGAGUUUUGUAAGACAGUCAAGCGUCGUGGAAGAGUAUAUGUUUUGUGCACGGCCAAUCCAAAGCACAAGCAACGGCAAGGCAUGUCGACAUUUGCGUAUGAUGGCAUUCCUUCAGCGUCCACACAGACCAGUGCCAGGCAGGAGGUUGUGCCUAGUCAUGGCUCUGGAGCUGGCUUGCUUUCUCUCAUCCCAAGAAAGCAUGAGCCAUCACUGAUGCCAGGAUGGAGGGCAGGCCUGGCAUCUCUGCUGUUCAAGCCAAGCAAUUAGCCCUUAGAACAUGGGACAGAUUUUGAAGUUCAUGAUAAAUUGAUAGCCUUUGUUGAAUACCUCUAUAACUUCAGCUUUCCCAUAAUAAGCACUACAUGUUCUGCUUCUUUUCAUUCUGUUUGCUCUUGUCAAUCACCAUAUUUCUCCCACCUUGUGAAAUCAUAUUUUGAUGGAAAAUUUGAAUUUCUAGUACAAAGAAGCAGCAGUUGAUUUCAGUGUGGGAAAUUGAGUUUUGGUUUG